UCCUUUUAAGCCAGCACUUUUCCGAGGGAGGACUUUGCUGGAGCUAGAAGUAUACAAACAGUCAGUCACACACACACGGACACACACACACCUCCUGACCCGGCGCUUGUACAGAGGAAAGACUCUUCGCUACAUACUUUAACACAGCACAUCGUGGUAUCCUGACAUCAAGAUGGCAAACAAGGGUCCCCAGGUAGGCAUGGCCAACAAAGGUCCAUCUUAUGGCAUGAGCCGUGUGGUGCAGGACAAGAUUGACAAGAAGUACGACGCUGAGGUGGAGGAGCUUUUGGUGCAGUGGAUUGUGGCCCAGUGUGGAUCUGGAGUUGGGAAGCCCGAAUCUGGCAAACUGGGCUUCCAGGACUGGCUUAAGGACGGAUGUGUCCUGAGUGAGCUCAUUAACAGUCUGCAUAAGGACAACAAGCCCAUCAAAAAGAUAGCCAGCUCAAGCAUGGCCUUCAAACAGAUGGAGCAGAUCUCACAGUUCCUAACUGCUGCCGAGAGCUUCGGUGUCAUCAAGACCGACAUGUUCCAGACCGUGGACCUCUGGGAAGGGAAGGAUUUGGCUGCAGUCCAGAGGACACUGAUGUCCCUCGGCAGCGUGGCGGUCACCAAGGAUGACGGCAAUUACCGCGGCGACCCCAACUGGUUCUUCAAGAAAGCCCAGGAGAACCGGAGGGAGUUCACAGACGACCAGUUGAAGGCGGGGAAGGGUGUGAUUGGCCUGCAGAUGGGCUCCAACAAAGGGGCGAGCCAGACUGGCAUGUCGUACGGGGCCACCCGACAGAUCCAAUAAUAACAACCAAACCACUGACCCUUGUCCUUUCCCUUCUCCACCACACCCUGCACUGCCCUCUCAACCCCCCUUCGCCCUCUCACUGCAGCUACGACAGGCCCCAUAGAUGAAGUCUUAAUGGCUCAAAUCAACUUUAUCCCAGUGUAGUAGGAACAGUCUCACUAGUACCACACAACACUAUGACCAGCCCAAUAUUACAACCCAAAUCUACACUGCAAAUACCAUAUGUGAAAUGUGAGUCUUAAGGUGAAAAGGGCAACAUGCAUAUACAGCUGUCAAUCACUCAUCGUCAAACGCAAUUCUCAUGUUUACAUGAGACUGAUAUCUGAAUCAUAGAGAAGGCACUGAAGCGACCAAACUACGCCUUCUUAGUACAAGGACAUUCUAUCCAAAUGUAGAAACAUUGAGAGAUUGCUUGAGAGGUCGUUUGAAAAAUGCCAAAUAAAAGGAAGGAAAUGAGGUUGAAGUUCA
Messenger RNA from Oncorhynchus nerka (sockeye salmon), 1264 nucleotides. RefSeq names its product transgelin-like. Gene Ontology annotation, molecular function: actin filament binding. Gene Ontology annotation, biological process: actin filament organization. The coding region runs from base 173 to 793 and encodes 206 amino acids. The record is from RefSeq and is a predicted model, not a curated record. Gene Ontology annotation, cellular component: actin cytoskeleton. NCBI's taxonomy places the organism in Eukaryota, Metazoa, Chordata, Actinopteri, Salmoniformes, Salmonidae. The transcript has 6 exons.